AUGAUGUAUGAUGAUAAAACCAAGGCAGCCGUUCAGAAGAUUCCGCUCCUUAGCGUCAAAGCUGGGCCCCGCGAUGGGGACUGGGUUGAGCGGUUGAAAGAAGAGCUGGCAGCGCUGAUUCAAUAUGUGCAGAACAACAAGGAGAAUGACCAUGACUGGUUCCGUAUCGAGUCCAAUGAGGACGGAACGAGAUGGACUGGGACCUGCUGGUAUGUGCACAACUUGUUGAGAUACGAGUUCAAGCUCCAGUUUGAGAUCCCCGCGGGCUAUCCAGCUGUGCCAAUUGAAUUGGAGUUGCCAGAGCUGGACGGGAAGACCCCGAAAAUGUACCGUGGCGGGAAGAUUUGUUUAGAUAUCCACUUCGCACCGCUUUGGAGGACGAACGUCCCGAAGUUUGGCAUUGCUCAUGCCCUGUCUCUUGCUCUGGGGCCUUGGCUGGCCGCCGAGAUCCCCUACUUGAUCGAGGCUGGCGUCGUCACCCACAAAGGGCUGGCCGAGCCUUGCCAAGUCUGA
This is a messenger RNA of Symbiodinium natans, 513 nucleotides long. The record is from the annotation of a GenBank genome assembly. NCBI's taxonomy places the organism in Eukaryota, Dinophyceae, Suessiales, Symbiodiniaceae.